Messenger RNA from Leishmania major strain Friedlin, 3156 nucleotides. Its product is annotated as putative P-type ATPase. The transcript has a single exon. Gene Ontology annotation, molecular function: P-type calcium transporter activity; ATP binding; ATP hydrolysis activity. Bases 1 to 3156 code for a protein of 1051 amino acids. NCBI's taxonomy places the organism in Eukaryota, Euglenozoa, Kinetoplastea, Trypanosomatida, Trypanosomatidae. Gene Ontology annotation, cellular component: membrane; intracellular membrane-bounded organelle. The record is from RefSeq and is a predicted model, not a curated record.
AUGGCGCAGCGUCGCGCGUGGUUCUCCGCUAAUGAACUGCCAGAGGCGGAGGAGACGUCGUUCAUGGACAUGAUCUGGGAGUCGCUCGAGGACCGCAUGGUUCAGAUCCUAAUCGUCAGUGCUGUGGUCUCGCUCGUGCUGGGGCUAACAGUGCCGGAUCAGGACACGGGGCUUGUGGACUAUGCCCAUGGCUGGAUCGAGGGCACCGCCAUCCUGCUCUCCGUCACCAUCGUUACUCUCGUCAGCAGCAUCAACAACUACCAAAAGGAGCAGAAGUUCAAGGAGCUGAGCAAGGCCACACCGCCGGUGAAGGUGCAGGUGGUCCGCUCCGGCACCACACUGGACAUCACGGACAAGGAGCUACUCUCCGGCGACCUGCUCAAUGUCGCUGCGGGUGACGUGCUGACAGUAGACGGCCUCGUCCUGCGGAGCACCUCGCUGAAGGUGGACGAGUCUGCUGCGACCGGCGAGAACGACGACGUGGCUAAGUCGGCGCACGGCGACUUUGUGCUCCGCUCAGGCUCGAACGUUACGGAGGGAGAGGGCACGAUCCUCGUUAUGGGGGUUGGCGUGCACUCGUUUGCGGGACACAUCGCAAUGCAUGUGCGGGAGGCGAAGGAGGAGACACCGCUGCAGCACAAGCUGGAAGAGCUUGCGAACCUCAUCGGCUACAUGGGCAUGGUCGCCGCCGGGCUCAUGUUUGUGCUGCUCAGUGGCAAAGAGCUUCUGGACACGGUUGUCUACCGCAAGCACCCGUUCGGCUACAAGAAGUACCUCGACAACUUGAUGACGGCGGUGACAAUCGUGGUCGUGGCGGUGCCGGAGGGGCUGCCGCUCUCCGUCACCAUUGCACUCGCCUACAGCAUGAAGCAGAUGUUUAAGGAGAACAACCUUGUCCGGCACCUGGCGGCCUGUGAGACCAUGGGUGGCGCAACCACAAUCUGCACCGACAAGACCGGCACCAUAACCCAGAACAACAUGUCCGUGACUGACGGCGUGACGGCGUACGGUGUUGCGUAUGUGGUGCCCCGCAGGCCGUCCACCUUUGCCGGAGAGGAUGAGAAGGGGAGCAGCGGGACACUGGCCCCACUUUCACCGCUGCUGCAGGCGUCCACGUCCAUGAACGUGUCUGAGGCUCUCGGCGGCGCGCAGGCCGCUGGUGUGCGCCGGCUUCUCAUGGAGUGCAUCGUCAUGAACACCAAGGCUACCUGGGUCCGGGUGGAGUCGCUCGACGCUAAGCAGGCGACGGUGAGGCUCACUGGCAGCAAAACAGAGCAGGCGCUGCUGAACUUUGUGGAUGCGCUGGGCGAAGACCCGAUGCAGCUGCGCAGCGAGCGGCUGUCGAGGCUCAAUGAGGAGGCAAUGCGUACACCGUCGUCUCCGUUCUCGCUGGUGCCGUGGCCUACGGGGCUGGAGGGGACGAGCAGCAACGUCGUAGCCGCCGCAGCGACUUUCACUAAGGAUCUCCGUAUCUACCCCUUCACCUCGGCGCGCAAGCGGAUGGCGACGGCGCUGGUGCUUCGACCGGAGAAGCUGGUACGAUACUACGUAAAGGGGGCGAGCGAGCUGAUCCUGGCCGCGUGCACACACACGUACGAUGCGCAGGGCGAGCGCGUUGGUCUCUCCCACGAAGUGCGCAUGCGGCUGGAGGAGGCGAUCAUGGCCAUGGCGCGCCGCCAGCUACGCACGCUCGCCAUCGCCUACACAGACUAUUCGCUGUCGGCCGACUGCAGCGCCACACCGCAGGGCUCCAGCGACAGCGAUGAGGGCGGCGCCGCGCCGUCGUCGCCUUUUCUGGAGGACGAUACACAGUUGACGGGGCUGACGUUGGUGGGCAUCGUAGGAAUUCGCGAUCCGGUGCGCCUCGAGGUGCCUGGGGCUGUGGCGCAGUGCCGUCGGGCCGGCGUGGUUGUGCGCAUGAUCACUGGCGACAACAAAGCCACAGCUGUGAGCAUUGCCAAGGAGGUGGGCAUCUACGGCAAGGUCUGGUCCGGGCCUGCGGAAGGGGAGCAAGGGCUGGCGCUGGAGGGGCCGCAGUUCCGCGAGCUGGCAAAGAGCGCGCGAAAGCUGAAUGCCAUUCUGCCCCGUCUGCAGGUCAUCUCCCGCGCAUCCCCGAUGGACAAACACAUCCUCGUCUCAGCCUUGAUGACGCGCGGCGAGGUGGUGGCGGUCACCGGCGAUGGCACCAACGACGCGCCGGCGCUGAAAGGUGCCAACGUUGGGUUCUCCAUGAACUCCGGCACGGAGGUUGCAAAGCUCGCUUCCGACGUCGUCAUCCUGGACGACAACUUCAGCACCAUCGUGACCGCGAUGAAGUGGGGUCGCAACGUGCACGACAACAUCUGCAAGUUUCUUCAGUUCCAAAUGACCGUGAACGUGGCCGCCGUCGUGGUGUCGUUUACUGGCGCGCUGCUGGACCGCAACGGCGAUUCCCCGCUGAAGCCGGUGCAGCUCCUGUGGGUGAAUCUAAUCAUGGACACGCUGGCCGCCUUGGCGUUGGCGACGGAGACGCCGUCGGACGAGGUGCUCCUGCGGCCGCCGAAGCCGAAGGCGGCCCCGCUCAUCACCCGCCGUAUGUGGCUGAAUAUUGCCGGCCAGUCCCUCUACCAGAUUCUCAUCCAGCAGUACCUGCUCUUGGGCGGCGCCAACACUUUGGGGCUCGCUGUGCGAGACUCGGAGGAGUUGCACACUCUCAUCUUCAACGUCUUUGUUCUGAUGCAGCUGAGCAACGAGUUCAACGCCCGCAUCCUCGACAACUCCGUGGGCUUCUGGCACAACCUGGGCAAUGCUCCGAUGUUCAUCACUGUUGUCGGGACAAUGUUUCUCAUUCAAAUCGUCAGCGUGCAGUACGGCGGCACCCUCAUGCAGUGCGUGCCUCUUCCGCUAGCCUCGUGGGUGACGUCCCUCGCCCUCGGCGUUGUGCCGCUUCUCCUCGGCUUUGUGCUGCGCAGGAUCGGCGUUGUCGAGAGGGAGAUUCCGCCGCCGCCGCCAGUGGUGGACACGGAGGAGGAGGCGGCACUGCAGCUGGCGUUGAAGCAGCACGUCUGCCCCACGCUUCAGGACACCGCGAGGAAAGUGCGGAUGCAACUGCGGGUGCUGAGGGCCUUUCGUACGAAUGCUCAGGAACAGAAGGCAUCACGGACUCAAAGCAGCUAA